UUCAGGCCAGUUCACCGCUGCCGUAGUACUCAGUCUGUCUCAGUGAGCUGUCAACACACCGUUACCUUCCACUCCGGGUGUCUGCUCUGACAACAUUUUUCUGUUUAACUCUGCUCCCUUCCUUCUCCAGCGACGUUUUCCCUCAGAUAACAGCUGCUCUCUUCUCACUAUGACUCGAAGGUGAUCUUCAGAGUGUCCAGGUGGUUCUGGGGUUCCAGGUUGGUGUUGUGAGAGAGCAAGCUACCUGUGGGGAGGUGGACUGCCUGGGGCAUUGUGUUCCCGGCUCUCAAGUGACUUAGGAAGGGGCUUGACAAACUGUUCUGCAACAUGGAGAAAGGAGACGUGAAAGUCCUCAACAAGGGGGAAGAGGAGGAGAUGGAGCUGCAAGGCUACCGCCUGUGUCAUUGGCGGCUGGCGCUUGUGGGCUUCGGAGUGCUCUGUACAGGGGGCUUCCUCCUCCUGCUGCUCUACUGGAUGCCAGAAUGGUGCGUCAAGUCCACCUGCACCCGUACCACAGCCCGUGAUGCCGAAGUGGUGCUGCUGCGCUCCACGGAUGAGUUCCGGCGCUGGUUCCUGGCCAGGGUGCGAGUGAUGCUUGCUCCGGGGAGCAACCCCUUCCACAGCCUGGACACCCAGACCACCUCCCCCUCCGCCUCCCCCUCAUGCCCCUUCUCCACCUCCCCCUCUCUGGCCAACGGACACACUCCCCAGCCCACCGAUGGCAGCCCUGCUCAGGACCUCAUAGGAAGAUUUUCCGACUACCAGCCCACAAAGAUUCGCUAUUUUACCUUCCAUAGCACAAAGUAUUAUUGGAACGACGGGAUUCAGAACUUUGAGGUUUUAACCGGCCUGGAAGAUUUGCAGAUAAGCUGCUCCACCCUCCAUGCGGAGCACGGUGCAGGCCUGACCAGGAACCAGCAGGAGUACAGGAAACUGUUCUUCGGAGUGAAUGAAAUUUCAGUGAAAGUGCCUUCUGUUUUCAAGCUGCUUAUCAAAGAGGUCCUCAAUCCUUUUUACAUCUUCCAGCUCUUCAGUGUGAUCCUGUGGAGUGCCGAUGAGUAUUAUUACUAUGCUGUGGCCAUUGUUUUCAUGUCGGUCAUAUCCAUAGCUACCUCUCUGUACACCAUCAAAAAGGAGUUCCUAGGAAUUAAGAAGUUCCCUUCACUGUUUUUGUACCUCCAGCAAUACAUCAUGCUUCACGACAUGGUGGCAGCUCACAGUAUUGUCCGUGUGUCUGUGUGCCGAGCCAACAAUGUUAUUGAGGAGAUACUGUCAACUGAUCUGGUGCCUGGGGACAUGAUGGUCAUCCCCAGCAAUGGGACCAUCAUGCCAUGCGAUGCUGUUCUGGUCAGCGGCACCUGCAUCGUCAACGAAAGCAUGCUCACAGGAGAGAGUGUUCCUGUGACAAAGACAAACCUCCCAAACCCAGUGCCAGGGGAGCGGGAGGAGGACGAUGGUGCCUACAACACAGAGGAGCACAAGAGACACACACUCUUCUGUGGCACCCAUGUCAUCCAAACCCGCUUCUACACAGGGGAACUGGUCAAGGCUGUGGUGGUCAGAACAGGUUUCAGCACAGCCAAAGGCCAGCUGGUGCGCUCCAUCCUUUAUCCCAAACCCACCGACUUUAAGCUGUAUCGUGAUGCCUACCUCUUCCUGCUCUGUCUGGUGGCUGUGGCCGGGAUCGGCUUUAUAUACUCAAUUGUCCUCAGCAUCAUGAAGGAGGUGCCAGCAAAGACCAUCAUCAUCGAGUCCCUGGACAUUAUCACCAUCACUGUGCCACCUGCGCUGCCGGCAGCCAUGACAGCUGGAAUAGUGUACGCCCAGCGCCGUCUCAAACGCAUUGGCAUCUUCUGCAUCAGCCCGCAGAGGAUUAAUAUUUGUGGGCAGAUCAAUCUGGUCUGCUUUGACAAAACUGGGACUCUGACAGAAGAUGGAUUAGACCUUUCAGGAGUUCAGAGAGUUGAGAAUGGCUGUUUUCAUCUGUCAGAGGAAAAUGCCUACAAGGAGAAUCUGGUCAAGUCCCAGUUUGUUGCUUGCAUGGCCACCUGCCACUCCCUCACCAAAAUAGACGGCCAGCUGUCGGGAGACCCGCUGGAUCUCAAAAUGUUUGAGGCUACAGGCUGGAUCCUGGAGGAGGCCACUGAGGAGGAAACAGCACUCCAUAAUCGUAUCAUGCCCACUGUCGUUCGACCUCCAAAGCAGCUGUUGCCACCAGAGCCCCCUCAAUCAUUAGAGCAGGACAUGGAACUCUACGAGCUUUCGACAGCAUAUGAGAUAGGUAUCGUGCGGCAGUUUCCUUUUUCCUCGGGACUUCAGAGAAUGAGCGUGGUGGCACGUCUCCUGGGAGAGAAGCGAAUGGACGCCUACAUGAAGGGAGCACCGGAGGUGGUGGCUAGUCUCUGCAAGAAGGAGACAGUGCCGGCAAACUUUGCGGAGGUGUUGGAGGAUUACACCAAGCAGGGCUUCAGAGUGAUUGCCCUAGCUCAUCGACGACUGGAAUCCAAACUCACCUGGCACAAAGUCCAGAACGUCAACAGGGAUCAAAUAGAGACAAACAUGGAGUUUCUGGGUCUGAUCAUAAUGCAGAACAAGCUUAAGGCAGAAACACCGGGAGUGCUGCAGGACCUCCGACAGGCCAACAUCCGCACCGUCAUGGUUACAGGUGACAACAUGCUGACAGCAAUCUCAGUGGCUCGGGACUGUGGAAUGAUCCCUCCUGAGGAUACAGUCAUCAUCGCUGAUGCCCUUCCUCCCCAUGAUGGACAUGCUGCUAAGAUCACCUGGAGAUACGCGGACAAACCCAGCAAAACAACUCGACUCGAGCAGGAAAUAAACAUAAGCCUUGAGGAUGUGUGUCACAUAGACGAGCCCAAAACCCAAGAGUUGUACCACUUCGCCAUGAACGGAAAAUCAUUUGCUGUAAUCGCCGAGCAUUUCCCCGAUAUGCUCCAGAAGCUCGUGCUGCACGGGACAGUGUUUGCCAGAAUGGCGCCGGACCAGAAAACCCAGCUGAUUGAGGCACUACAGGGAGUGGAUCGAGAUGGCAGUAUUUUUAAGCUAUUUUUAAUGUGCUCCCUCUCCCAGGCUCUGAAGAGGGCACACGGUGGGAUCUCUCUGUCGGAGCUGGAAGCCUCAGUAGCCUCUCCCUUCACCUCACGGACCCCCAACAUCUCAUGUGUCCCUAGCCUCAUAAGGGAGGGACGUGCUGCUCUUAUCACCUCCUUCUGUGUGUUCAAGUUUAUGGCUCUCUACAGCAUCAUCCAAUACAUAAGUGUCACUCUCCUCUACUCCAUUCUAAGUAACCUCGGAGACUUCCAGUUCCUCUUCAUUGACAUUGCUAUCAUUCUCCUUAUCGUUUUCACUAUGAGUCUGAACCCAGCAUGGAACGAGCUGGUGUCCCGUCGUCCCCCUUCUGGACUGAUCUCAGGGCCUCUGCUUUUCUCCGUGCUGACACAAAUCCUCAUCUGCCUGGGCUUCCAGACCUUUACAUUCCUUUGGGUUCAACAGCAGCCCUGGCACUCCAACUGGACACCUCUCACAGAUGUCUGCAACCUCACCUCGCAUCUGAAUCUGUCUGACCUCAACGGGACCGAAGUGGACGACCACAACAUCCAAAACUUUGAGAAUACCAGCCUCUUCUAUGUCUCCUCCUUCCAGUAUCUCAUUGUUGCCAUCGUUUUCUCAAAGGGCAAACCUUUCAGACAGCCUAGCUACAAGAAUUGGCCUUUCAUGCUGUCCACUGUAAGCCUGUAUAUUUUCCUGCUCUUCAUCAUGUUUCAUCCUGUUGAAAGCAUUGAUGAGUUUUUAGAGAUUGUAUGUGUCCCCUUUGAAUGGAGGGUAAAACUUUUCCUGAUCAUCCUCGUCAAUGCGGCUGUGUCUGUUGUGGUGGAGACCUUCAUCCUUGACAUCGUCUUAUGGAAGCUUGUGUUCAGCAGAGACAAACAGGGCAACUUUGACGUCACCCCUGCUGGCCCCUCACCACAGGGAGGGAUCGACCUGCAAGCGUACAAGUGUGUGUCCCGGCUCUGCUGCCCUGGCAAGAUGACCCCCAAAGCCCGCUAUAUGCAUUUGGCCCAGGAGCUCAGCGUGGACCCCGACUGGCCCCCAAAGCCAACUACCACCACAGAGGCCAAGCCCCGCCCCGAAAAUGGCUCUGCCAAUCGAAUCAUUGUCAACUCCUAGCACCCCCCCACUCCAUAAGCAUUGUCAAUUUUUUAGCUUUCAUUCAGGAGUUGUGACGGGAGGUUCGUCAAGUUGAAGAUAUUCGACGCGGUUUAAUGAAAUGUUUGUACAUCCAAAAACUGGUAAAGGUUUAAGGUGACCACACAGAGACCAAAUGAACGGGCCCACCCCUCACCAAAGCUCUUAGGUCUCAUUUGCUUGUGGUUACAUUUAAUUUCAGUGGACAAAGUUAAAAAAUGUUGCAUUGAAUCAGUCCAAAUCGGUUAAAAAAUCUAUUCAUUUUUAUCUUAAGAGUUAAAUGCUCCGUUAGAAAUGACAAAGAAGGCCUUGAAUGUGAGAUUUAAUUAUUUUUCUAUGAUUGUCACAAAAGUCAUUUGAUGUUUUUACCAUAUCUUUCAAAAUCCAGUUAGUCUUUAAGAGAGCACUGAAACACAACAACAGCUUUUGAAAGACAACAUUCUAACCAGGAAAAAAAAGUUUUGUAUUUUUGCCCCCAUGUGAUGAAAGAUGGGCGUAAAGACCGAAUGAUUCUGAAAGUAAUACUGAGGGGGGAAAGGUUGCACUUUAUAGCAGAGGGAUACUGUUGAUAAUGGAAUAAUGAUUAUACAGCUCAAACUGCAGUAAUAUUGUCAACUCUGUGUUUCUGAGUGACGCCUCCAUCUCUUUGCUGGUGUGAGGAACCCAGGUUGUGCUUGCUACUGUGUAGUGAUCCCUCACAAAAAAUAGGCAUCGUCAUAUUAAUGGCUGGCCUUAGCCACCUGGUCAGUCCUCAGAGAAGACAGAGCUGAACAAAAUGCAGUUUUGAAGACGAUCAUGAGGGUUAAUGGUAGAAGAAAACACUUCUGAGACCAGCAUUCAAUUGGUUGUUGGAGAUUUAGAGAUUUAUCAUGGUUGUUGUCAGUGUCUUAUUGAGUUGUGUUACCAAGGGAGAAUUGUUUAUUCCCACUUGGAGAUGAACACCAAAAUAAGCAUAUCUUAUUGUCUGUGUAAGGCAUGGUAACUAAAAAUCAGCGGGUUAGAAAUGGCACCAUUUUUCUGUGGGAAUUUUUUUUUUUUUUCUUGUUUUUUCGUUAGAGCUGCUGAAGCCUGUUGAAAAUCUCAACCUAAAUCUAAAAGAUCUUAACCACCUCAUGGAAUUGAAUAGUUGUCUUUAAUUUAAAUCCACAAGCAUGCGGAACUUUCUUCUUUGUUAUAAGUUUGGGGAAUGUAGGUUGUAAAAAUGGCAUGACUUUAUCACCAAAUGCUUGAUUACAUCGCUAAUUAUCACAGAUUAACAACAAAACAACUGAGCUCUGAAACACAAUAUUUACAUAUACAUAGACUUAAGGUUAUUAUUUUUAAUUUGGAGGUAGAUGAAUUUACUGUGCACUUUGAUCACUUAAGUUUUUUUAGUUUUUUUUAAUUUUUUUUCCUUGGGAGAGGAUUAAUAAAAUGUAAGAAGAAAAUGAACAGACUUAUUUUCGAUAGGCUUUUUCAUUACUUCGGAGUUGUUGGUCAUUUAGGGGAGACUGCAGAAUAGAUUGUGUAUCUCAGUAAAUUAUCGGACAAACAUGUUUUCAACAGGAUGAAUUCUGAUUCCGUAAACUAUACACCUAAAUAUAAUGUUGUCACACUGGAUACCUCUAAAACGUAUGCCUGAAUCCUCACUGUCAGUAGUGGCAUUAAUAAUCAUGUAACAUGUUUUACUUCCGCUGUAAGUUUGUGGGUAGCUUUUUCUCACCGCCUUCUUUUGAAAAAUUGCGUCUUGACAAAACUUUCAAUUUAUCACAAAAUAUCGUCAAGACAUCCAAUCACCGUUAAUUAAUUGCAUUGAUGUUUGCAUCCGUGAGCCAUCUUCUGUCAGCAGAAAACGCACAAAGACCUGCAUGAAGCCACCAGCCGAUCUUAAAGUUCUUAAAAACGCUGAUGACUGUAAUAUUAGAAACAUUCUCACAAGUUAACAUGUUAACUGGCUACUGAUAGUGGACAGUUAGAACCACAUGCAUGAAACUAUAUUAAUCAUAGCAUCAUAGAUUUUGAAACUCCUCAGUUGGGAUCCAGAAAGUCCUUGGUUUUUUAAUUUCCUUUUUUUUUUUAAAGAAGGAUUUCUUCCCGUGGAAGACUUGAUGGAAGUGUAACGCUGUAGUAAGUUAGGACAUGGCAUUCAGCAUCCCUUCAAAAUAUUUAGAAAAGAUGGAAACUGAAAGUAAAGUAUUUAUGUUUUAUCCAUAUCCUAUCUGUAUAGAGCUAAGGGCUUUAUUUAAGUAGUGCUGCUCCCUGGCUAAAUAAGAGACACUGUCUGUUCUAUCUUUUCUGGAACACUUACCCUUAAGAGACUGACUGAACUCGUAGAACAGCUGGAGGAGUUGUAGUUUGUUCCACAAAGAAAGAAUAAACCCGUUGGUGGAUUUGUUCAGAAAGCUUCUGCUUUCAGAUGUGCAUUUAGCACAUUAGAGACACGGUUUCAUUUGUACUGUCAGCCUCUGAAAUUAAGAAAAGGCCAUCUUCUAAAACUGCUUUCAGAGCCGUCGAAUUCAGGCGUUAUUGGAUGUUAGAAUGGACAUUUGACCCGUCCCUUUAGAGGAAAACGCAACUAUUAACGUUUAAGAUCCAGUUGAGUUGUAACAUUUCCACAGAAGCCUGCCUCUCCGGAGUUUUUAUCGUUUUUAGGUUCUCUGCUCAGGUUUUGGUCAUACUGUGGCACAAAAAAAACGCUGACCAAUGUGUGAUACUCCACUUUCUCUCAGAAAAUUGGGCAAAUCAUUUCAUACUCCAUACACUAUCAUAUGUGUUUGUCUAGUCCAUUUGGGGGGAAAAAGUCAUAAUCAUUGCAGAUUUUUUAUAUCAGAGUUUAAGAUUACCUGUUUGUAAAAACCAAAUCAUUGUCUCCCUAAUUUGAUAUUGACCAGUUUUCAUUUCUACAUUGUUUAUUCAUAUUUUGUUUUGUCGGUUAUGGAUCUGGAGUGGAAAUGCUGGUGUGAUGCAUAUUUAAUAUGUAAAGUUGAAUAAUCUAGUGAAAAUCACUGCGUGAUGUGAAGAUUUAUAGCAGUUUGAUUGAUACACUGUUGCUGGUGCGCCCAAACGGCCCACGCGUUUUAGUCGUUGGUUCUUUUCUCUCUUUUUUUUCUUAGAUACCUAGGCUAAGAUUGAAUGUUAUUCAGAAGAAAUUUAAUGCAAUGCAAUACAAUGACUAUUGAUUUAUUUCCCAAAGAGAUGUAAUUAUAGUUAGACCUAUUUAAAACAUUUUCAAAAAUGUUAAAAAAAAGAGGAAAAAAAUUAAACGGGCAAAAUGUUAGAUUUGUUUUUUGUUUGUUUGUUUUU
Messenger RNA from Menidia menidia (Atlantic silverside), 7485 nucleotides. Lineage: Eukaryota; Metazoa; Chordata; Actinopteri; Atheriniformes; Atherinopsidae. The record is from the annotation of a GenBank genome assembly.